CGAGCCGGCCAACUACGGGAAUAAUUAGAAAAUAAAUGGCUUAUCCACAAUCCAGACACAAUUCUUAAACCCACCAAAAACCUCCACUCCCAAAUGGGGCAAUUACAAGCAGCGCAAUUUAAGGCGUGAGAAUCCAUCGGAUAUCUCUCUGUCCAUGCGUAGCAGUACUCAGUAUUAUUCUUGUCAUAUCCCUGAAAACGUUGGCUACCUUUGGGUAGUUUUCUGGUCGUUUUGGUGGGGACUGGUGACGUCUGGGUAGACCAUGUUGCGAUAUGUGACAACGAAAUUGCAAAUUUCCAGGGACUGGAUAUAGUGAAAAAAGGCUCAUCCUUUGGUUGGACAUAGAACUUACUAUUAAAGAAUUGAUUUGUCUUUGUUUUAGCCAGCAUAUUCGUGUUUUUUACCUAAAUUUUGAACUUGUGCUGUGUCUAUGAAUGGCAGCAGGGUAAACUUUCUGUUCUGUUCAGCUGUGUUUUCGUAAGGAGAAAUUUUACAAAAAGAUCCUGUGAAAGAUCUGAACUUUGACUUUAUUGAAGUGAAAACAAAGAAAUGCUCGUUGCUACAUUAAAUACUAGCCUUCCCUUCCUCUCUUUUUCAUCAUUUUCAUCCUGUGAUACAAUCGUUCAAGCUAUAUGUAGCUAUCCACGUUGUUCAAAUGUCUUGUUUCCACAUUGGCGGGAACACAAGCUGUUAUCUAGAAGUCUGAUUUGUUUAGCCAGCUCGAAGAAUGCUGGUUCAAGUCCUGUUCCUAAUGCCAGCCAGAAUCCUGAUUCAAAACCUAAAAAGCCAAAUCCCCGGACACGUGAAUCUAAAGCACCCAAAGAUAAAGAUAAAAAUCUGAAGAAUAUAUUCCCCACGACAAUUCCUAAAAAGCCAAGGCGUGGUCGUAGGAGUGAAGCAGCUGCAGUUGAGGAUUUUAUUCGUGAUUCUCUGGAGCGGACAUUUGCAUCAAUCAAAGAACAGGAUUUUGAAAUCCUGAAAGACAAGGAAAGCAUCAUAAAGGAGAGGGUAGAUGAGGAGAGUGGUUCUGAUCAUAGUAGUGACGAUGAAGAUCAUGAUAAUGGGAGUAGAGAGAAAAACAUGGUAAUGGAGGAGGAGGAUCCAAAUUGGCCUCUCGAUGCAGAUGUGGGCUGGGGAAUUAGGGCAUCAGAAUAUUUUGAGCAGCAUCCCAUCAGAAAUGUUGUUGGAGAAGAUGGUGUUGAGAUUGAUUGGGAAGGGGAGAUUGAUUAUGGGUUGGUCAAGGAGAUAAAUUGUCUUGAAUGGGAAAGCUUUGCAUUUCGUCCAAGCCCCUUAAUUGUUCUUGUUUUUGAAAGAUACAACAGGGCAAGUGAAAACUGGAAAGUUUUGAAGGAGCUUGAGAAAGCAGCAGAGGUCUUUUGGAAAGCCAAGGAACGGUUGCCUCCUCGGACAUUAAAGCUAGACAUCAACAUUGAGAGGGAUCUGGCAUAUGCUCUUAAAGUUAAAGAAUGUCCACAAAUAUUGUUCUUACGCGGUAACCGGAUAUUGUACAGGGAAAAAGAGCCACGGAGAUCUGAUGAGCUGGUACAGAUGAUUGCACAUUUCUAUUAUAAUGCAAAAAAGCCUAUGUGCAUUAAUGAUGCUUUUUUGUCUCCACCAUGUUAGUUAAGUGGAGGAACAGUUGAACCAUUCAUUGAUAACAUGGAUAACAUGGUUGAUAAGCGAUACCGUCUGAAAGUUCCCUUUGAUGUUAGCAAUUCCAAAGGGAGAAAAGUUGCUAAGCAAUUGCACUCCAAGUAAAUGAACUGGCACCUCUUAGUAGAUAAGAAUGUAUUGUACUCUAAAUUGCUGUAUUUCCCUGGCUUACGCCUCAAGCAAGUUAAUUGUACCUCCUCAUUUCUCCUCCUUUCCUCACAACCACCAGGGAGAGUUUAGCUACUCGUAGAUUUGCUGUAUAUUUAGAAACUAGAUCUCUGUUGUCUAUGUACAUUUCUUACUGGUUGUGUUUAAUAUGAACCAACUUGAGUAGACUUAUCCUCAAGGUGUGAACUUAGCCUAUAUUUG
Coffea arabica (coffee) is the source of this 2022-nucleotide messenger RNA. NCBI's taxonomy places the organism in Eukaryota, Viridiplantae, Streptophyta, Magnoliopsida, Gentianales, Rubiaceae. The record is from RefSeq and is a predicted model, not a curated record.